GCAACAACAUGCCAACCAUGAACAAUAUUUGCUUCAUUUUCUUUCUAAUGAUGACCUCGAUGGCCUCUGUGUCAAUGGCAUCGCUCAAAGUGGGUUUCUAUAAAUCAACUUGUCCGUCUGCAGAGGCGAUUGUGAGAAAAGCUGUCAACAAAGCGGUGUCAAGGAACCCCGGCAUGGCUGCUGGCCUCAUCAGAAUGCAUUUUCAUGACUGUUUUGUUAGGGGUUGUGAUGCCUCCAUCCUGCUUGAUUCAACUCCGGGAAAGCCAGCAGAGAGGGCAAAUCCAGCCAACAAUCCAAGCUUGCGAGGCUUUGAAGUGAUCGAUGAGGCAAAGGCUGAGCUUGAAGCUCAGUGCCCACAAACUGUCUCAUGCGCCGACAUCGUUGCAUUUGCUGCCCGUGACAGCGCCUACAAAGCAGGGCACAUAAGUUACAGUGUGCCAUCAGGACGCCGCGACGGCAGAGUUUCACUCGAAGAUGAGCCUUCCGACAAUCUCCCAGCACCUACCUUAAACGCCAAGCAACUCAAAGAAAACUUUGCAAGAAAAGGGCUUAGUGUUGAUGAAAUGGUGACGCUUUCUGGGGCGCAUUCUAUUGGGGUGGCACAUUGCAAGGCCUUCUCAAAUCGCUUGUAUGAUUUCAAUUCAACCCACCCACAAGACCCUUCAAUGGAUCCCAUAUUUGCUAGAUACUUGAAGACCAAGUGUCCACCGCCACAAAAUGAUGAUGAUGAUGCCCGGGAUGGUCCGACGGCGCCGCUUGAUGUUCUUACGCCGACGAGGCUGGAUAAUAAGUACUACACUGAUUUGAAGCACCACCAUGGCUUAUUGACCUCUGAUCAGUCUCUUUUGAGCAGCCCUUCCACGGCUGGGAUUGUGAGGAACAAUGCAAGGCAUGGCGCGGCAUGGGCUAAGAAGUUUGCGGCUGCUAUGGUGAAAAUGGGUUACAUUGAAGUUCUUACAGGAAGGCAGGGUGAGAUCAGGAAAAACUGUAAGGUUGUCAACUAGAUUGUUUGGGUUUUACCGGUGAGAGUGGGAUUUUUUAUUUUAUUUUUUUAUUAUUCGUUUGUACGUUGUUUUCUUUUACUUCGU
Corylus avellana is the source of this 1088-nucleotide messenger RNA. RefSeq names its product peroxidase 5-like. Gene Ontology annotation, biological process: response to oxidative stress; hydrogen peroxide catabolic process. Gene Ontology annotation, molecular function: peroxidase activity; heme binding. Lineage: Eukaryota; Viridiplantae; Streptophyta; Magnoliopsida; Fagales; Betulaceae. The record is from RefSeq and is a predicted model, not a curated record.